Penicillium mononematosum is the source of this 651-nucleotide messenger RNA. RefSeq lists its product as uncharacterized. The transcript is spliced from 3 exons. Lineage: Eukaryota; Fungi; Ascomycota; Eurotiomycetes; Eurotiales; Aspergillaceae. The coding region runs from base 1 to 651 and encodes 216 amino acids. The record is from RefSeq and is a predicted model, not a curated record.
AUGUAUAAAGUGGGCGACACCCGGCCCAUCCCUUCACCUGAUAACACUCAGCUCGAGGCGCUGACAAUACUGACCGAGCGUGCACACCGCCGCUCCCGCGAGCGACAGAAGGUUGAGGAAGAAGUAACUCGCAUCGUGAAUGCCAGAGAAUCAACGAUGGCCGCCAACCAGUUUGACCACGUUACCCGGCGCCAGCUUAACCAAAUGGAUAGACAGUUGGAGUGCCUCAACAACGUGUUGAUUGGGAUUCAGGACGAGGAAGCAAUUGACGCCAUCGAAGAGGAGCGCAUUUGGACCCAGAUAGUACAGAUUAACCACCAUACCCACACCUCCUACUUACCAAACCCAUCCUUGACCAUGGCCGAAACUCAGCCCAUCCCGUCGCCAAGCGACGCUCAACUCAAAGAGCUCGCGAAGCUCAAGGAGCGGGCACAUCGCCGCGCUCGCGACAUCGAGUUAAUACAUCAGGAGAUUGCACGCCUUGUGGACCAGAAGGAAGCAAUGACAGCAGCUGGUCUCCAUUACCACUGGUUUUACCGAGACCAGCUGGAGGGAAUGGAGCAAGAGUUGGUGUGGCUCCACCAAGACUUGAGAGACAUCCGGAACGAAGAAGAGUUCGACACUGCCAAGGAGAAGAAGAUCUGGAACUAG